UAUCAAUAUGCGAGUGUUCAUAGCUCUAGCGGUCUUAAUUGCAGCAGUAAGUGCUCUCCCUAUCGAGGAGAAGGUCAAUGGCGAGAAUGGCUGGUUUGUUCCCCAGGAAGAUGGUAGCUUUGAGUGGAUGGACAAAAAGGAAGCAGAGGAGCUCUUAGAGAUCAGUACUCCCUUUGACAGUCGUGCCAAUGACGUGUCCUUCUACCUGUACACCAGAAAUAACCCGACCGAAGGCAAGGAAAUCAGAGCCGAUGCUUCCUCAAUCGAAGACUUUCAUUUCGAUAGGAGUCAUGGCACUCGUUUCGUGAUCCACGGAUGGGGUGGACGCUAUACCGACAGCAUGAAUGUCAAAAUCACAAAGGCCUGGCUUUCGAGGGGAAACUAUAACGUGAUCGUUGUCAACUGGGAUCGUUCCCAGUCGGUGGACUAUGUGUCUUCUGUGCGAGCUGUUCCCGGAGCUGGAACCAAAGUGGGCGAGAUGAUUGAGUAUCUGCACGAUCAUCACGGCAUGUCCCUGGAGAGUCUGGAGGUUAUUGGACACAGUCUGGGUUCCCAUGUGGCUGGCUAUGCUGGCAAGCAAGUUGGAAACCAAAGAAUCCACACAAUAGUGGGUCUGGACCCCGCCAUGCCUCUAUUCAGCUACGAUAAGCCCGACAAGCGACUAUCCACCGAGGAUGCCUUUUAUGUGGAGUCCAUACAGACCAAUGGCGGAGAAAAGGGAUUCCUGAAACCCAUUGGAAAAGGCACGUUCUACCCGAAUGGAGGAAGGAAGCAACCAGGAUGCGGCACUGACAUUGGAGGAACCUGUGCCCAUGGACGAUCUGUAACCUACUACGUGGAGGCUGUCACUAAGGAUAACUUUGGGACUAUCAAGUGCAAGGACUAUCAGGAUGCGUUGGCCAACGAGUGCGGAAGCACCUACAGUGGCGUUCGCAUGGGAGCCGUUACCAAUGCCUACAUGGUCGAUGGUGAUUACUACGUCCCUGUGAACAGUGAGGCUCCCUUCGGAAAAAUUGAAUAGUCUCCUUCUACUAUU
Molecule: messenger RNA, 1036 nt
Organism: Drosophila takahashii
Lineage: Eukaryota; Metazoa; Arthropoda; Insecta; Diptera; Drosophilidae
Product: phospholipase A1 VesT1.02
Biological process (GO): lipid catabolic process
Molecular function (GO): lipase activity
Source: RefSeq, a predicted model, not a curated record